GGAAGCUUGGCUCCUACCAACAGCAUUCCACGCCUCGUUCGACCUACCUACCAUCAAGGGAAGCUGACCGAACUGGCGUCGGCAUCCCACGCUAUUGACAAUGCGAGCCCGCCCGGAAUGACCGCAUUUGCGGGUGCGACCUGCCUAACUGAGCCUCUGGACUCUCGGCGAUCGGGAUAUUGGAGACCUUGAUGGACGCCAUUUCCCUGCAGUCGGUGCGCAUGAGGGACUUCAAUCCUGGAUUCUUGGCAGCUGGAGGUCGGCACAUGGCGUUGCCCUCCCUCAGUCGGCAUAUAUCAUGCCGGGACGAUUUCAUACAUCGACCAUGAACCACUCGCCCUCUCCAGUCGUUUCACCGCAGCACCCGUCAGCGAGACCCCAAAACAGACCAAAAUGAGGGCAGUCUCGUGCGCCGCAGUCCUCUUGGGACUUGUUUCCACCGCCCUGGCACAGACGAUCGCGCCAUCUCCCACAGAAUCUGUCGGCUGUGAGCCUCACGGUGACCACUGGCAUUGCGAGGGUCCCCGCGAGACCUCUGCAGCAGACGGCACAGUCACCACUACCGCUGCCGCUGUUACUACCACGGCUACUGCCACCGUCACCACGUCGGCUGCCCAUGGUGAUGACGACCAUGAUCACGACGAGCACCAUGAUGAGUCCGGCACCGCCAGUCUAGCGCCCAGCCCGACCGAGUCCUAUGGCUGUGAACCUCACGGGGACCACUGGCACUGCGAGGGCGCUGUGACUGCAUCCGGUUCCGUAUCAACCACCCUUGUGACAACAACCGCGUCCACCAGCCAGACUGCUGACGGCGCUUCAACCUCCCCGAGCACCGCAGGGGCUCCUCAUCAUGCAGCUACAGGCCUGGCUAUUGCCGGUCUGGCUGCUGCUGCCGCCGCCAUAGCUCUUUAAACGGGUAUCGGCCUUGCAUUUUCAGCCUCUUAAGAACACCCAGCUUAGUUCAGGUUCUUCGCCAAGGUCGACCGAUGAGAAACGAGGGACGAUGAAAGACCUGAGUAAAAGCACCUAUUAUUCUUCAAAAUGUUGUACUGGUACUGUACAUAAGAUUCAUUGCACAUAAUCGAUGCGAGCAGAUUGCUUGAAAACGUCUUCGACAACCGACCUGAAGGUUCGGUGCUAUCCGGUUUCGUACCAUGCCAAUGUAAAGACACCUUAGGUUUCCAAGUCCGAAUGGUGCAAAUCUUCCCUACCUUCCAUUGAAAUCCCUCCAUCAGGUCAC
Chaetomium strumarium is the source of this 1240-nucleotide messenger RNA. RefSeq lists its product as uncharacterized. The transcript is spliced from 2 exons. The record is from RefSeq and is a predicted model, not a curated record. Bases 394 to 912 code for a protein of 172 amino acids. Lineage: Eukaryota; Fungi; Ascomycota; Sordariomycetes; Sordariales; Chaetomiaceae.